Messenger RNA from Pyricularia grisea, 186 nucleotides. RefSeq lists its product as uncharacterized. The record is from RefSeq and is a predicted model, not a curated record. Bases 1 to 186 code for a protein of 61 amino acids. The transcript is spliced from 2 exons. NCBI's taxonomy places the organism in Eukaryota, Fungi, Ascomycota, Sordariomycetes, Magnaporthales, Pyriculariaceae.
AUGAAUUCGUACGGGUAUACUGUACACAGUCAAAAUUAUAGUACUAUUAUUCCCGUAUGGCAAAGGUUUACUAAGUUCGAGACGUUGCCAGAUCGGAAGGAUCUAGGCUGCCGGCAUUUCCGUCCGAAUGGUAGGUAUGGAGUGGAGGUCGACUGGGGUGAAGGAGGUAGCGAGUCCAAAUGGUAA